Messenger RNA from Cyphellophora europaea CBS 101466, 4095 nucleotides. RefSeq lists its product as uncharacterized. Gene Ontology annotation, molecular function: ABC-type transporter activity; ATP binding; ATP hydrolysis activity. The transcript has 2 exons. Gene Ontology annotation, biological process: transmembrane transport. NCBI's taxonomy places the organism in Eukaryota, Fungi, Ascomycota, Eurotiomycetes, Chaetothyriales, Cyphellophoraceae. Bases 1 to 4095 code for a protein of 1364 amino acids. Gene Ontology annotation, cellular component: membrane. The record is from RefSeq and is a predicted model, not a curated record.
AUGGAUCCAAAGGGACCCCUGCCCGACGGGCUGGGAGACAUCGAGAAGAAUGCGGACGAGAAGCACAGAGAGGAAGCUGGGUUAGAAACAGAGCAAGAGAAGAAGACCGAUAUCAUAGACGAGAAGCGUCCACACUCUUCGCGAGCAGAUGAAAAGUCACCUCCAACGCCCACCUCCAGUUCCGACGGAAGACCAGAUCUCAGAAAAUAUGAUUCUGAAGUUAUCCAGAAGCGAGAUGUUCUCGAAGGCGAUGCUGCUCUGGCACAUUUGCCAGAGUCGGAGCGAGCAGUCCUCAAACGCCAGCUUGACGCGCCCGAAGUCAAAGUCACAUACAAGAUGCUGUACAGAUACGCCACUAGGUGGGAUCAGGUGCUGCUAGUUAUUGCCUCCAUAACCGCCAUCGCUGGUGGAGCCGUCAUGCCCUUGAUGACGGUCGUCUUUGGCAACCUCAGUGGCACCUUCCAGAGCUUCACGUUGGGAGACGGUACAUUGGACUUCAAAGCCACACUCAACCGAUACGUCUUGUAUUUCGUCUAUCUCGCCAUUGGCGAAUUCGUGCUCAUCUACGUGUCAACAGUCCUCUUCAUCUACAUUGGCGAACAUAUUACUUCGAAAGUACGCCAGGAGUACCUGAAGGCCAUUCUGCGACAGAAUAUUGGUUUCUUCGACAAGCUCGGCGCUGGGGAGGUCACCACUCGCAUCACCGCAGACACCAAUCUGAUCCAAGAGGCCAUCUCUGAGAAGGUCGGCUUAACUUUGACCGGUGUGGCUGCCUUCUUUGCUGCCUUUGUCAUUGGCUUCAUCAAGUUCUGGAAGUUGACCUUGAUCUGUAUGGCUACUGUGGUUGCUAUUGUCGUUACCAUGGGCAUCGGAGGCCGAUUCAUGACAGGUUGGAAUAAAAAGUCCCUGCACGCCUAUGCUAUUGGUGGCACGGUCGCCGAAGAGGUGCUGGGCUCGAUCCGGAAUGCCGUUGCUUUCGGUACCCAGGAUCGACUGGCCAAGCAGUAUGAUGUCCAUCUUCACGAGGCACGCAGAUGGGGAUUCCGGAGCAAGUCUACCCUCGGUUGCAUGAUUGGUUGUUUGCUCUGCUUCAUCUUCCUCAAUUAUGGCCUGGCGUUCUGGAUGGGCUCCCGCUUCUUGACCAGUGGGGAGACAAGUCUCAGCUCGAUUCUCACCAUUAUCUUGGCUGUCAUGAUCGGUGCAUUCUCAUUCGGUAACGUCGGACCCAAUGUGCAGCAUUUCGUGGCUGGCGUUGCCGCGGCCCACAAGAUCUAUUCCACUAUCGAUCGAAACACCCCUCUUGACCCGACUACUGAGGCAGGGAAGAAGCUGGACAGGGUGGAUGGUGUGCUUGAGCUCAGAAAUGUGAAGCACAUCUACCCUUCGCGCCCCGAAGUUGUGGUUAUGGAGGAUGUCAGCCUUGUUGUGCCAGCUGGCAAGACAACUGCACUCGUUGGUGCCAGUGGAUCUGGUAAAUCGACAAUUGUCGGUCUGGUCGAGCGGUUCUACGACCCUGUUGGUGGCGAGGUAUUCUUGGAUGGCCAUAACAUUGCAGAUCUGAACCUCAAGUGGCUUCGACGACAAAUCGCAUUGGUGCAGCAGGAGCCUGUACUGUUCAGCCAAACCAUCAAGCAGAAUAUUUUGAAUGGCCUCGUUGGAUCAGCUUUUGAGCACGAAUCUGAGCAUCAACAAAUGGAUCGCGUCAUUCGCGCAGCUAAAAUGGCAAAUGCCCACGACUUUAUUGAAACAUUGCCCGAAGGCUACGAGACGCCUGUCGGUGAACGAGGAUUCCUGCUAUCCGGAGGCCAAAAGCAGAGAGUGGCCAUCGCUCGUGCUGUGGUUAGCGACCCUAAGAUCCUCCUUCUGGACGAGGCUACAUCUGCUCUAGAUACAAAGUCGGAAGGCGUCGUUCAGCGAGCUCUGGACGAAGCAGCCAAGGGUCGGACCACAAUUGUGAUCGCUCAUCGACUAUCAACCAUCAAAGGUGCUGACAACAUUGUGGUCAUGCAGCAAGGUCGCAUCAUCGAGCAAGGAACUCAUGAUGAGCUUUUGCAGAUGAAGACUGCCUACUAUAAUCUUGUGUCAGCGCAACGCAUCGGUUCGGAUGACGACGAGGAAGACGAUGCUUCCGCUGAGGGCACAAACUCCGAUCAUCUUAGCCGCGUGCAAUCCAUCAAGUCGGGUGCAGGUUAUGCAGAUCCUGAAGACGAGAAGCUUGCUCUCGGCCGCACCAGAAGUGCCAAGUCCGUGUCUUCGAACGUAUUGGCCAACAAGGACAAAGGCGCGGCUGCGAAAUACUCGCUGUGGACUCUCAUGAAGUUCAUGGGCAGCUUCAACCGGAAAGAAUGGUGGAUCAUGUGCAUUGGCUUCUUCUUCACUGCUAUUGCUGGAGCCAACCAGCCCAUCCAGGGUAUCUUCUUCGCCAAGUCCAUCAUUUCUCUCACUGGACGUCUUCCUGAGGACGCCGCGAAGAUUCGCUCAGAUGUCAGCUUUUGGGCCUUGAUGUACCUGAUGCUUGGUCUUGUCACACUAAUUGCCAUGUGGACGCAGGGCGUUGCUUUCGCAUGGUGCUCGGAGAACCUCAUCCAUCGGGCUCGCGACCGCGCUUUUCGAGCAAUGCUGCGGCAAGACAUCGCCUUCUUCGACGAGGACGAGAACUCUACGGGUGCACUCACCUCUUUCCUUUCCACAGAAACCACUCAUCUCGCCUCCCUUUCAGGUGCCACGCUAGGCACACUAAUCAGUUGCUCCACGACGCUCAUCCUCGCCAUUGUCAUCGCCCUCGCUAUUGGCUGGAAGCUCGCUCUCGUUUGUAUGUGCGCUCUGCCAAUCAUCUUGGGCACUGGCUUCUUCCGCUUCUGGACGCUGGCCAAAUUCAGUGCCGAUGCUCAGAAAGCCUACAAGAAGUCGGCCGGUUAUGCUUGCGAGCAUACCAACGCAAUUCGUACUGUCGCUUCUUUGACUACCGAAUCCGAAAUCCAUGCCGACUACAGGAGCCAGCUCAACAACCAAUUGCGCUCUUCAUUGCGCUCGAAUCUCCGCAAUUCAGCCCUUUAUGCCGCAUCCCAAUCAGCCAUGUUCCUCGCUUUUGCGCUAGGAUUCUGGUACGGCGGCACGCUUCUCUAUAGAGGCGAGUAUACCAUGUUUCAAUUCUUCAUCGUCUUCAGCGAAAUAAUCUUUGGCGCGCAAUCCGCCGGCACGGUCUUCUCUUUCGCUGGCGACAUGUCAAAAGCCAAGAACGCGGCCGCCGAGCUCAAAGCGCUGCUUGAUCGACAACCCAGCAUUGAUCCCUGGUCCGACGAGGGCGACAAGAUCGACCACGUUGACGGCCACAUUGAGUUCCGCGAUGCACACUUCCGCUACCCGACGAGGCCGGAUGUGCCAGUGCUGCGUGGGCUGGACCUGACGGUCAAACCAGGCCAGUAUGUCGCGCUCGUCGGCGCCUCCGGCUGCGGCAAGUCCACCACCAUCGCGCUCAUGGAGCGCUUCUAUGACCCACUCGCCGGCGGCGUUUACGUGGACGGGCACGAAAUCUCCGGGCUCAAUCUGAACGACUACCGCAGCCAUAUUGCGCUCGUCUCACAAGAGCCAACUCUAUACCAAGGAACAAUCAAGGACAACAUCCUACUCGGCCAAGCCGACAAGGUCAACGCCGACGAAGACAUCCCCGUUGGAGACGAGCGCAUCGUACAGGCAUGCCGCGACGCCAACAUCUACGACUUCGUCAUCUCCCUGCCUGACGGCUUCCACACCGCCGUCGGCGCCAAAGCGGCCCUCCUCUCCGGCGGCCAAAAACAACGCAUCGCCAUCGCGCGCGCCCUGCUGCGCAACCCCAAGAUUCUACUGCUCGACGAGGCCACGUCAGCGCUCGACUCCGAGUCCGAGAAGGUGGUGCAGCACGCGCUCGACGCUGCGGCCAAAGGGCGCACUACAAUUGCCGUCGCGCAUAGGCUCAGCACGAUCCAGAAGGCGGAUGUCAUCUAUGUGAUUGAGAAGGGCGUGGUCAAGGAGCAUGGCACGCACGCGGAACUCAUGGCGUUGAGGGGCCGAUAUAGAGAGAUGGUGGGGAUGCAGAGUUUGGAGAGGCAGCAUUAG